Messenger RNA from Schizophyllum commune H4-8, 1488 nucleotides. RefSeq lists its product as uncharacterized. Lineage: Eukaryota; Fungi; Basidiomycota; Agaricomycetes; Agaricales; Schizophyllaceae. The transcript has 3 exons. Bases 1 to 1488 code for a protein of 495 amino acids. The record is from RefSeq and is a predicted model, not a curated record.
AUGCUCAUGCCCGAGGACGCGUGGUGCGCGCCCCGCGGCGAGCGGACCCCGCUCGAGCCCAUCCGAUUCGGCUUGCGCAGGACAAUUACGAGCCACGACUGGCAUCGAGUCCAUCGCUAUGCCCGCCACGUCCGCUCGCUGCGCAUCCAGCCGCAGACAUAUCGCAAGUCCAUCGCGAAGGCGCUGCGAACGUCCGAAUCGGACGGACCCCUCUUCCCCGGCCUCCGCCACCUGUCCUUCGCGUCGCAAUGGGACUGGGACAAGUGCGACCAUCUCGCCAUCCUCCGCAUGCUCCUCAGCCCCAGCCUUGACCACCUUGCCAUCGACAUCCCCAAUAGCUACCUCGAGCAACUAAGCUGCCUGGCCCCCAUCUGCUCCGCCCUCACCACCUUCUCCUUCACCGACCAGGGCCACUCCGACGCGCGCCCCUCCCCCGCCGACCUCACCGCCUGCGUCCGCGCGUGGCCCGCGCUCACGAGCAUCAGCCUCAACGGCAGCGCGGGCAUGUCCCAGCUCAUGCCUGCGCUUGCGCUCUGCGACUCCGCUGGCGGCCCCGACGCUGUCUUCGCGCCCUGCUCGCCCUCCGGCGCGUACCCGCGCGCGAGCUUCGCCGCGCUCCGAGACCUCACCAUCGGCGGGCAGAGCGCGGCUUACGUCGUCGGGCUCAUGAAGAGCUGGGGCGUGCGCCCGAUUGAGCGCCUCAGUGUAUUCGGCUUGGAGCUCCCCGCGGACGCGGCGCGCGCGCUGAUUGCGGACAUUCCGACGCAUUGCGAGCCCACCGCGCUGAGCAGGCUGAUGAUCAGCGCAACCUCGCCGGGGUGGAGGAUGCGUGCGGAGGACGUCGCGCCGCUGGCGAAGUGCCCGAGCUUGACGAGCUUGGUGUUGAACGUGUCCGACGGGGCGGAUAUUGCGGACGUGGAGUACGAGACGCUGGCAAGGAGCUGGCCGCUUCUGCAGCGUGUCGAGUUUCCGGGGUCGUACGACCGUGCAGUCGCUCCGCGGUGUACGAUGGCAGCUCUCGGCGCCUUCGCGGGCGCCUGCACGCACCUCGAGAGCAUCGUCCUCUCCUUCGACGCCAACAUGGACGUUGUACCCUCCCCUUCCCUCUCCAACUCCACCGUCACCCACCUCAACGUCGUCGACUCGCCCAUCGACGAGUCCUGCGCGCCGCGCGUAGCCGAGCGCCUCGCGACUCUGUUCCCGAGCCUAACAUGGAUCGAGGACGACUACGAUGACGGACGAUACGAGGAGAGCCAGGCUGGGUGGGUCGUGGCGGAUGCGGCCAUGCGUGCGCGCGCACGAGCGCAGCGAGCAAAGGUGUGGGCCGCGGAGCGCUCCGCAGUGAAGGCGAAGCUGGCGGCGGCAGCAGCAGCUUCUGCACAGCGAACUCCCUCGUCAAGUUCGACUUCGCUAUCGAGGACAACAUCCUCGAGUAGUGUGGGGACGUCUUACUUCGACGCCCUCCGCGAGCAGUGCAUCAUCGCAUGA